This is a messenger RNA of Penicillium manginii, 1716 nucleotides long. RefSeq names its product Choline transport protein. Lineage: Eukaryota; Fungi; Ascomycota; Eurotiomycetes; Eurotiales; Aspergillaceae. Gene Ontology annotation, cellular component: membrane. The record is from RefSeq and is a predicted model, not a curated record. Bases 1 to 1716 code for a protein of 571 amino acids. The transcript has 3 exons. Gene Ontology annotation, biological process: transmembrane transport. Gene Ontology annotation, molecular function: transmembrane transporter activity.
AUGUCAAAUCCAGAAAUCGGAGAGUGCUCCCGUGCUGUUGAGUCCCAUGCAGACCAUGAGGCAUCAGGGUAUUCUGAUCUCAUGCCUAAGCAGUUCACACUAUGGUCAUUGCUGGCUUUCGCUAUUGCGGUCUGUAGUUCCUGGAUUGCCACCUCGAGUCUCUUGUCCACACACUUGAUGUUUGGUGGCUUCGCAGCAGCCACAUGGAUUCCAAUAGCCUCUGGAGUUGUGAGUAUUAUUCCAGCCCUAGGUCUAGCAGAGCUGGCUUCCGCAUAUCCUUCGUCUGGCGGACAAUACCACCCGCGUUACAAAAAUCUUGCUGCAUUUACCGUUGCAUGGUUUGCCAUACUGGAAUGGUUAUUUGUUGUCUGCUCCACAACUAUCUUCCCCGCCCAGUUGACGGCGGAGAUUGCGCUGUUAUGGCAUCCAAAUUACAACCCCUCGAGAUGGGAGAUAUAUCUAAUAUAUGUCGUUUUUCUUCUCUUGGGAACUUGUAUGGUAGUUUUCUGCCAUGCAUGGAUGCCCAAAAUUGAAACAGUCUUUUGCUGGAGCUCUUUGCUCGCGUUUGGCACUUUCGUCCUGACUCUGGCGGCCGCGAACCCUACCAAACAAGCGGCGUCCACUGUGUUUGCUAGCUGGAGGAAUACUUCUGGCUGGCCCGAUGGCAUGAGCUUCCUACUCGAUGUUGGACAGGGAAUGUGGAUUUAUGUUUGCAUCGAUGCUGCAACUCAUCUUUCGGAGGAGAUCGACAAGCCAGGCACCCACGUCCCUCGCGCAAUCGUACUGGCAACUGUUCUAGCGUUGGUAUGCAAUGUUGCAUUCACACUCGCCGCUCUAUUUGCCGUUCAAUCUAUCGACACCGUGAUGGCUUCAGAGCUACCAAUCUACGAUGUCCUUUCCCAAGCAAUCCCAUCAGAUGGCGCAGUUUUAUUUCUCCUGAUAUGGCUGGACCUUGUUUUCAUCAGUACUGUCCCCGGUGCCCUUUUAACCACUGGACGCUUAGUCUGGGCAUUCGCCAGAGAUGGAGGUCUUCCUCAUUCACCCUUUUUCGGUCGCAUAAGCAAUCGCUAUCAGGUUCCAGUAAAUGCUACUCUUUUGAGUACCGCUUUUUGCCUUCUGUUUGGUCUCAUCUAUAUUGGUAGCACAGUCGCGUUCAACACCUUUAUCUCGAGUGCUAUAGUGUUUGCUUUCCUUUCAUAUGCUGUGCCACAAGGUUUGCUUCUCCUUGCUGGUCGAGAUACCCUACCAGAACGCUAUUUUGAUCUUGGAGAUACCUUUGGGAUGUGUAUUAAUGUCAUUAGUGUUGUGUUUGUAUUUGUCUUCUCUAUCCUUUUCUGUUUUCCUUUUUCGGUCCCGACGAGCGUCACAUCUAUGAACUAUGUUUCUGUGGUUUCUGUUGCAGCCUCCCUACUCAUCGCAGCUUCGUGGCUGGGAGGUGGUAAAAAACAGUCUUUUACGGGGCCUGUUAUGCUUGGGAACAUUUUACAGGGGAUUGACCCGGGCCAAACCUUGGACGAAAUGGCAAGAAGGCUCUAUCUCACUCCAAGGCUUGCGAACAGGAUGAUUAGGAGAGUACUUGAGAUUGUACUCAUAUAUUCAGUCAGGACUUCAAAGUGGGAGGGAUUAUAUCAUGUUCUUUUUGUGAAAUCUCAUGUCUCACCAUACUGUUCACAGGCUGAAAACGCAGAUUGCCGGAGCACAGUGGAAUCAAAGUAA